Messenger RNA from Plutella xylostella (diamondback moth), 956 nucleotides. RefSeq names its product mitochondrial ribosomal protein S28 (gene mRpS28). The record is from RefSeq and is a predicted model, not a curated record. Lineage: Eukaryota; Metazoa; Arthropoda; Insecta; Lepidoptera; Plutellidae. Gene Ontology annotation, cellular component: mitochondrial small ribosomal subunit.
AAUUAUUUCUCUUCCUCUCUCUUCACUUUACCGACAAUAUUAUUUUAGAUUGGCUAAUAUUUUUCCAUUCAGGAGCACUGCUUUACUCUAGGGAGUCUAAGAAAUAAUACAUAAGAUAUUUUUAUUUGCCUUUAGCAAGGGCUAGUUUUAUUCAGUGUUGAUAUUCACCACAGUUAUGAAUAGAAUUUUACGACUGGUUCGGCCGAUCGAAAGGUCUUGCCUUGCAAAUGGAUUCAGGGUCCCAUACAGUACAACAGAAACACUAAAUCCAGAACCGAGCAAGGUAUCGGAGUCAGCGCCACAACAAAUGGGAGGAUUCGCAAAAGCCUUCGAUAAGCACUCCAAUAUCCUAAACACUGAGGAGCCAGAAGAGAAACACACAUUUGCUUCGUUACUGAGAAAUUCUAAACUGAUAGAUUUGGGAGACCCAGUGAACAAGGUGGUCAUUGGCAAGAUCUACCAUGUGGUGGCUGAUGACCUUUACAUAGACUUCGGCUGGAAGUUCCACUGUGUGUGCACCAGACCAGCCACCAGGGGUGAAGAGUAUGUCCGUGGUGCCCGAGUGAGGGUCCAGAUUAAGGACUUGGAGCUCUCCUCCCGCUUCCUCGGGUCCACCACCGACCUGACGCUGCUGGAAGCCGACUGCAAACUGCUGGGCCUAGUGUAUUCACCCGUCAGACCAACAACUGCUGAUAAGCAGUAGGUUAGUUUUGUUAUUUAUUUUGUAAUUAGAAUGUAAUUUUGUAGUUAGUUAUUAUAAUAUUUAGUGGUUGAAUGAUGUGUAUUCCUAUGUAAGGAAUUAUACUAGUAACUUGUAAUAUUCUCAUAUUUGUUGCAUAAGUCUAUCAAUGAAAGACAAUUGUUCUUUCAACAUUUUAUUUAAUUGACAUACCUACAGUUACAGUAUAAGCAACACUGGAAUACUCUUAAAUAUAUCAAUAUUCAACAUUUAACUA